AUGGUAUCUAAUAAAAGUGCAAUGGUCCGUAUGGCUAGUGCGGAUAUUCUCAAGCGGUUGGCAUCUUAUGAAGCGGCGACACCUUCACAAGAAGAACUGGGAGAUUGGAUCAACUAUAGUCUGCUACGACCUUCGUUGUCUGAUGAAGAAUUGGAACUUGCUCUUCAGGUUUUCAGGAACCAUACUGCCAUUAAUGAUGAUCAGCUACAAGUAAUAUUCGACCUUGAGCCGUACGACAUUGAUUCGGGAGUACCACCAUCAUCAACAGAAUUUGCAUUCUACUUGGUCAGUGUCACGGUGCCUGUCAAUAUAGUCCAAGAUUUCUUGCUUCAAGUCAUACUCGCAAAUGACAAAAAUGGUGAUUCGGAAGCAGUAUUUGAAGAUUGGGAAACCAUGUUUGCUCUUCAAGCGGUUGAUGGUGCGAAUUGUCACGUGCGAUACAUUGGUCAAUGCCGUCUUUCAUGCAACACUCCUGAGCGGCGAUUCAAAAACAUCUUUGGCGAGGUUCCUUCGCGACCUGUCUCCUGGUUUGUCCACUUCCUUGAAACGCGCUUUUCCGCUGAUGAGCUACAUGACCGAAUCAAGCUGUACGAAUUUGCUGGAGCACGCUUACCAUUAGGAUCGACAAAGAGACAAGGCGAUCAAGUGGAGAAGCAACUCAUUGCUGCAUUCGACAUUCGACUCUUGCUCAAUGCACAAACGGCUGGCUACAACCACUUUUAUUGGCGACCCAACGACCAUCAACGCCAAGUAUUUGAGACCGUAAAGACUUGCUUCUACCAAUCCAUGGCAACAUUGGCAAGGUUCCCUGAAUGCGAUAUCAACAAAUGGCUCGCAUGCUUACGACAUUUCCCAGGCGCGACCGACGACGUUAUGAACAUGCUUGUUCAACAAGCAAGGCAUGAAACAUUUGGCGACUCAACCAUUGCAGUCAUCAUUGGAAGUGGUUUACACAAGGUAGCAUUAUCAAAUCUUCAGCCAUUCUUCCAAAGCAAGACACGACCGUCCAUGGCAACUCGAAUGAUUCUCAACAGCUUGAUUGAUGUCGAAGAAUGUCCUCGUAGUAAUCCAACCGUGUUACGAUCCGAAUACUUUUUGCCGUUGGUGAACCUGAUGCCAUUUGGAGUUGAUGUUGGUUCUUUCGAUCAAAAUCUCGGGCAAUUGAUUGAAUACCUCCAUAUCACACGACCGCUUAUUUGCAUUACUAUGUCUUCACAAUCUUCUUCUUGUGCACGAUCCAACUUUUGCCAUCGAUACGGGUUGCCAAGACAACACUACCUGGAUCACGUGGGCGUUGCCACCUUACAGCAUUAUGCCGGCGAGAUGUAUUUCAAUGAUCCAGCAUCUAUCCAUCCUCCAAAGGGAUACAAGACUAUCAUCAUUCCUCAUCUGCAUCCUGACGUUGAAAGAUUUGACCGUCGCCCUCGUUCACUUUAUACCGUAUUUUACUACACUUGGGCAAUCACGUUCUUUUGGAUGCAUACGGCUCAAAGACUGGUAUUGGAAUUGGGAUCUGAAUUGGAUCACGAUAGUCUCUGCGAGUUGUUAUACCAGCAUUGUGCUUAUGAUGCACCCAACCUACCAGAAGAAGCUCGAGAGCUUUAUCACGAGUUGGAGCAUGCCAAGAAGGAAUUAUCAUCUCAUUGGACUCGACGACGUCUCAAGGUACAGAAUGAACCCAUGGAUCCACAUGUUGCAACAGCAUUGACUUUGGCAGGAUCAGAAGCAAGAUCACUUGGUGCUACUCAACGCAUGGAAGCCAUUGGUAGAGCUGUGGGUCGCCCUAGGAGCAAGGAACGGCAACAUCAGGUGGCACUUUUAUGGAAGAAGCAAUAUCCCGAUUUAUUUGUGCAUAUCCCAUCAAGUGAUCGUGAUGCUUGGUUCAAAUGGGCAAAUGGUGUCCCUCAAGACCGCUUUUAUUCGCUGAGUGCAUUGGCCUGCAAGAGUCACAUUGGCGCGGCUACUGGUGAUGACCAUCCACUUAAGAAGCUUAUCAAAAACUUUGGGCCCGAAGGAUGUGAAGAUGACGAUUGGAUGGAAGACGAGGAUCAAGUGCGUGAAGCUCUCUCACGACGUGGUCGUUAUAUGCUGGGUGGUUUGGAAGGCAAUGCUUUGAUCGAUCGUAUGCGGCAAUUAUCUGAAUCACGUUGGAUGCGAGAUCGACUCCCUUUUCAUCCACUUCUUGAAGGGUCUCAAGUCAAGAUUACAAGAAAUGGCUCACUGGUGUUACGAUGGAUGGAUGAUAGUAUGCAAGGCGAGGAGGCACGUGAAAUCGUUAUCGAGAUGCGUUGCUUUGAGUGGAUCCCUUUGGAAUUGCGAGGUGAAGAGGAGAUGUUUACGCUUCGUUUCUUGUCGACUGGUCUUGGAUUACAAGUGAACAAGGACUUUGGAUCAGAUGGCAUGAGCGGUGAUUUCAUUACAAGACAAGGAUUCUCCAGGUUCGAGGCACCAGCUUUGAUACGCCAGCAAGCAGGUUUUGGUCUUCACCGAUAUGCUGUUGACUUGGAUCGUCUUUGGAGAAGUGAACGAGCACGCAUUGAAAAUACAGCACCAAUACAACCAAUGAUUGUACAACAACCUCAAGGAAGAUCAGCUUUGAUGUGUGGCGACAACCCCUCCAAAUUUACCUUGCCAUGCAAUCCUCAAGAUGCAGUGUACCUUUUGCAGCAAUGGCUUCUCAAUGAUUAUCCUGAACAGGGAGGAGAGGUGACAACGCUGAACCCUUACAAGAUCUAUACGCUACGAACACCUUUGCCCGAUACCAAACCUUUUGAGCAGUAUAUUGUCAUGCAUCAUCGAUCUCAUUCUUUUGCGGAUUUCUGGCUGGAUUUGAUCCACACUCUCGGGAACACCAAGAACGCUAGUGAGAUACUACGUUUGAAUAUAGCAGCUAUUCGUCAAGGUGUCACGGUGAUAAGGAAGCAAACAAGAUUGAGAGAAAGCAAUGCAGGCAUUGAAUACAGGAUUAUCAAGUUCAGUCGCCCUAAAUAG
Lichtheimia ornata is the source of this 2991-nucleotide messenger RNA. RefSeq lists its product as uncharacterized. The record is from RefSeq and is a predicted model, not a curated record. NCBI's taxonomy places the organism in Eukaryota, Fungi, Mucoromycota, Mucoromycetes, Mucorales, Lichtheimiaceae. The coding region runs from base 1 to 2991 and encodes 996 amino acids. The transcript has 2 exons.